Molecule: messenger RNA, 3656 nt
Organism: Sycon ciliatum
Lineage: Eukaryota; Metazoa; Porifera; Calcarea; Leucosolenida; Sycettidae
Exons: 2
Coding region: 259-2964 (901 amino acids)
Source: RefSeq, a predicted model, not a curated record
GUUGCUGAACGGGUGUCUGGACGUUCGUGGUGAAUUCUGCAGAGCAGUCAAAGGAUCUUCUUGGCUGUCUUGAUGCAUUUGAUCAUUCAGCUGGUAGUUGUACGGCCGUUGCCUGCUUGAGAGGCCAGGACUGCUGGACGUCUUCUUGCUGUUGGGGUAUUACAUGACAGUUGCAGGCACUGUAGUGUUGGAGCAAUUCUGCUGCUGCUCUUCCCUAAAUCACGUUCAGCCAGCUCGCUUUCCUACGCUGUGCCGGGGAUGGAUCUGAUUGCUUCAAUCACAGAUCACCAAGAUGGAGGCCAGCUGCCCUCGUCUCUUCAGCAGCACACCGCCUCGACUGCACAGCAAAACUGCAGUGAAUCCUCUUCGCCCCGCACACUGGUGAGAACGCCAGGCCGGGCGCCGCGACACCUGGUUUCCCGAAUCGCCGCGAUAGCCGCAUCGCCCUUGCACAGCAGCAGCAAGAAAGCAGAGCUGGCGAGAAGAAACACAGUUGAUGAAGACCGGACCAACACCACUAGCAGUAGUGUUACCGGAGAUAAGCCCCAGAGAGGGCUUGCGAGUAUGGACAACUCAGCUUCACACCACCAGGACGUCCUCAAUCAGCUCAGAAUGCACCUAGGAGCGGCUGAAGACUGUACAACCGCCAACAGUCCUGCAACACAGUUAGCAGACAGGUGUGCUGUGAACAUGGACACGCACAGCAUAAGCGAUCUGCUGCAAAAGGUUUACGCUCAAAUGGAAGGAAUGCACGCGAAGAUUGACCGCAUGGACAGUGCAAUCUCUCAGCUUUCCGCACGGUUCUCUCCGCCAUUGCAAAGCCACGCCGCCCAGAUGGACAGAAGCGUUGCCCCGAUGCUGCAAAGUGUAGCUAUGGUGGAUUUACCGCACAGCGCCACAGCAGUUCCAGCAGCACCUUGCUCAGUGCAACAAGCUGCACUGGCAGCAGCCAGCCCAGCAGCUGUGUCAGCGAUGACAGAUUCAGAAGCAAGAAGCCGGGCCAAAGGCAUUCUAUCUACGCCGCGGAAACGCAAGCGUUUCAUGCAGCUGGGAAUCACGGAUGUACGGCAGCAGAGGUCGUUCAGCUUUGCCAAGCAAAUCACGUCCAGAAUAGGCAGUCGAGUGAAGAAAGGAUCGGAAAACGAAUCCGAGCAGCAUAGUGCAGAUCUUGACACUCGUGACACUUACUCUCAGCCGGCAAAGCGUGUGCUCGGCCAGAAAACGUCCAUGGAGGCUCUGGGACUGGACCAUUCGCUGUUAGAAAACAGGAAGUCCAUAGACCAGGCGAAAGUUCUGCCAUCUACAUCGGCGGGCAGAAUUGCGGGUAUGUUGCCAAUUGGCGACCUGCAAAAGCCUCUACCCAGCCUGCCCCCUCCGCUGUCAGCAGCUGGACAGGCUAAUCGUAUAAUCCCAUGCAUGGUAGCAACAAACUCAGGUGAUAACCUGGCAGCUGCACCUCUGACGGUCACUACGAUGGAACAUGACAGUCAGCAAGAGCAUCUCGACCAUCAGCAAGAGCAGCAGACAUCGCAAACCGGCAUUCAGCCGGUGUGCAGCUUUGUCUCCGCCGUAUCCGAGCAGUCUCCCACCGGAGACGCUGACUACGCCAUCAUGUCGAGCUCGCUGACCAAGCGACCGUACGCGCUCUCUCACUCCAGCUUCGCGUCAGAUUGCUUCGGCGCCAGCACGGGCUGCGCCAGCACUGGUUGUGCCGAUCUGGAUGACAUGGGCGUGUCGAACGCAUCCUUGCGCAGUCCCUUCAUCCAGCUGGCACCCGCCGACGCCGAUCGUUCAGGCUGCAGUCCAGUGUACCAGCGCAUACAGUCACGCUGUGGUCAGGAAGUCUUGCCGUCCGACGGCAUUGGAGAGAGUAACAUCGACGCCGACAGCAAUGCUGUUGCCAGUGAGCCUCUAUCGCAGAUCCAGUCGCCCAACACCAACUCCGGUGACUAUGAUCGUGUCAGUAGGCAGUCUGUGUUCUCGGAGAUAGCAGCGGCGGUCCCUACUAAUGCCUACAGCUCACCAAGUAUCGACGAGUUGCCACCUCCGCCAGUCCUGUAUGCGUUGCCCAGUGGCCACGGCAGCGGGGACAAGGCGGCGAAAGAAAACUUCCGCAAGAUGUUCAUGGCCGUGUGUAACCGCGCGGUCAAAGAUAACACUAACCGGCAGACGGACGUGAUGCACAUCAUACGCAGUGCCCAGGACAUGGGCUUUCUGUCUGAUCCGGCAAAGGAGCCUGCGCCGCAGGGCAGCCUGUUCACAGAAGAUAUCAUCUAUGGCAACAACCCAUCUGAAUCUUCAUCAAUAAUGUGCGAGGAGACGUCCAACACAGAUUAUCCACCAAGAAAGAGGGUGAAGUCGACAGGCACGUAUCAACAUGUAGACCCUUAUGGGGCAAGUCGUGUCACAUCAGAACCACUACCUACAUCCUCCAGCGCUCAUAGUAGCGGUGAUGAUCUGCAAGGAGGAGGUGGAGUGGGAGGAGGAGGGCGCUGCGAGCCUAUCUUCAUAGACCAGGGCGGCAAGUACAUCAGCGCGGCGGGCUUGCAGCAGCGGCGCAGUCGCCGUCGCAACCGCCGGCCCCUGGACAGCAACGACAGCCGCAGGGGGUCGGCCGUCUCGCAAACGUCCGUGUUCUCGUCCUCGUCGGCGCCGUCGUUCCACGCGUACCGCCAGCAGCAGAUGGCCGCACAGCCACACCACGGGACAAGUAAGGCCUGGGCAGAAUUGAAGCAGCCGGCGCCCCGCGCACCACCGGGCAAGGAAAAUAGUCACCCUUCGCUUAGCACACGCUUCAGUGUGCAGGAGGGCAGAGCGCUUUCAUCCCACUUGUUUCCCAAUAAGCAUCCUAUACAGGAGCCAUUCGCCUUCUCCUUUUCACCGUCCAAGGCACCACCACCCUUCCGUCCACGUUCCAACACAACCAAUCUGUCGUUCCCCAAUGCCCAACACAAGCUCAAUUAGAUUGUUACAUGUUGUGGCCGAAAUUCAGCGAUCUGGAUUUUAGUGAAUGUUUGAGCGAAGAAACGGACCUAUUAAUUAUUACUGUCACGUCCUCAUAUCCACUGCACUGCAUGUAAAUACAGGUGCAUUGCGCUUGUACACACGCCCACACACACGCACACGCAUUUUCACCCGUGCCAUACUCAGAGAUAGUUAUUGACUCUUGUGCUGUGCAUCCACUGAUCCUUUUAGUGCUAUCAUGAAAUCCAGGCGUACUGCAAAGCUAUUCUGUCUGACCAUUGGCUGUGUUCUAGCGCUGGGUACUUCGAAAUAUUUUGUAUUUUUUUUAAACUUUUCGCUUCCUUGUAGACCUCUGUUAGGUCUUGAAGACAUUAUUUUUGUAGUGGAGAGAGCUGCUCGAAGACUGCCUUAUUGAUAUUCUGUCUUCUUCAAGUUAGUUGUAUUUUUGGCAUUUCCCUCCCAAUGCAGUUACCUAGGUACAUACAUGGCCUCCCAUAGAACGUUAGCUUUUCACAAUGCCAAACAUGCAUCAUUGCAUGCUUCUACUCUGCUAGCCGAGUUAUUUUCUCUACAAUAUCUGUCAGCUCACUGCAGCAGCUCAUGAACGGCACAGGAAGUGCUUCAGAAUCUUCGCUGUACGCACGGAUCUGAUGCUGAUAACAUGAUUUUCGCUGACUCGAUCGAUAGACUAA